AUGAGCAAGAGGGUGGGUAUCAUCGGAGCUGGAGUCAGUGGCCUGGCUGCCAUAAGGUGGUGUCUGGAGGAGGGGCUGGAGCCCACUUGCUUUGAAAGGAACAAUGAUGUUGGAGGCCUGUGGAAAUUCUCAGACCACACAGAAGAAGGCAGAGCCAGCAUUUACCAGUCUGAAUUCACCAACUCUUCCAAAGAAAUAAUGUGCUUUCCAGACUUCCCUUACCCUGAUGAUUACCCAAACUAUAUGCACCACAGCAACCUCCAGGAAUACAUAAAGACAUUUGCUCAAAAGAAGGAUCUUUUAAGAUACAUACAGUUUGAGACCCUGGUUUCCAGUAUAAAGAAAUGUCCCAGCUUCUUAGUCACAGGCCAAUGGGUUGUUGUUACUGAAAAGGAUGGGAAACAGGGAUCUACUAUUUUUGAUGCUGUAAUGAUUUGUUCAGGACAUCAAAUAUACCCCAAUCUGCCAACUGAUUCCUUUCCUGGCCUGAACCAGUUUUAAGGCAACUACCUCCAUAGCCGAGAUUAUAAGGAUAUGGAAGCCUUCAAGGGGAAGAGGGUCCUCGUGAUCGGUCUAGGGAAUUUGGGAUGUGACACUGGUGAGCUCAGCCGUCUGGCUACACAGGUCAUUAUCAGUACCAGAAGUGGUUCCUGGGUCAUGAGUCGGAUCUGGGAUGAUGGCUAUCCUUGGGAUAUGGUUUUCCUGAGAAAACAGCCUGUAUUCAAUGAUGAGCUCCCAUCCCGUAUCCUGUGUGGCACUGUGUCCAUCAAGCCCAGUGUGAAGGCGUUCACAGAAACCUCAGCUAUGUUUGAGGAUGGGACCAUGUUUGAGGCUAUCAACUCUAUCAUCUUUGCAACAGGCUAUGAUUAUUCCUACCCCUUCCUUGAUGAGACCAUCAUCAAAAGCAGAAACAACGAGGUCACCUUGUUUAAGGGCAUCUUCCCCCCACUAAUGGAGAAGCCAACCUUGGCUGUGAUUGGCUUUGUUCAGUCCCUUGGAGCUGCCAUCCCCACAGCAGACCUGAAAGCCUGCUGGGCUGCUAAGGUAUUUGCAAACUCAUAUACCCUGCCAACUACAAAUGAAAUGAUGGCUGACAUUGAUGAGAAAAUGGGGAAAAAACUCAAGUGGUUUGGCCAGAGCCAGACUUUGCAGGCAGAUUACAUCACAUAUAUGGAUGAACUGGGCUCUUUCAUAGGGGCCAAGCCUAACAUACCAUGGCUCUUCCUAACGGAUCCCCACCUAGCCCUGGAGGUGUACUUUGGCCCUUGCAGCCCAUACCAGUUUUGACUGAUGGGACCAGGGAAGUGGGAUGGGGCUAGAAAUGCUAUCCUGACCCAAUGGAACCAGACAGUCAAGCCAACCAGGAAAAGAGUUGUCAGUGAAGCUCAGAGACCACAUCCCUUUUACAAUUUGCUUAAAAUGCUUUCAUUCCCAUUACUCCUUCUGGCUGUUACACUUACAUUUUAUUAAUGAGAAAGUCUUUGGGCUCUCAAAAGUCAGCCUAGCAGUGUAAUCACACAAUACAACACACACAUACACAAUCACAACAUAGUUUCUCUCUGCCUUCCUGAAGAUAUGAAAAUCAGUCUUGGCCUAUUUGAAUCAAAGUAUAAAUAAAAUGGAAAAUACUCAGCCUCUCUCUCUCUGCUGGGAAUCUGUUCUCUAAAAGGCUUUUCGCAUGCUGAACUGGCAAAUUUGGGGAUGCUUGAGAUAAGACAGGAAGUUGAAUAAGCAUGAGCACAGAUUUUCAGGCUAAAAAAACUUCAGUAAGAUGUAAAGGUGUUUUAUUUUGUUCAUUAUAGUAUAUCAACCAAUGUAUUUUCACAAUAUUAACUGAAGUUCUUAAAAUUAAAUCAACAUAGAGAGAUAAGUUUAUACCAAUACAAUAACAAAGAAAAAAUGAACACAUCUCUUGAAAGAUACA
Messenger RNA from Sapajus apella (tufted capuchin), 1924 nucleotides. Its product is annotated as putative dimethylaniline monooxygenase [N-oxide-forming] 6. Lineage: Eukaryota; Metazoa; Chordata; Mammalia; Primates; Cebidae. Gene Ontology annotation, molecular function: flavin adenine dinucleotide binding; N,N-dimethylaniline monooxygenase activity; NADP binding. The record is from RefSeq and is a predicted model, not a curated record.